ACGUUAAAAGAGAUUGCGAUUUCAGCAAAAACAUUAAAUUAAAAUUUAACAAGAAAAUACAAUAAGAACCUUAAUUAAGAUUAGUGGAAAGACAUUAGUAGUGCUGUUUAAAUAUAAUUAACUAGAAAAGAAGUAGAAAUCACAUAAAAUGGCUGCAGAAAUUGAAGGUUUUUUCAAAAAUGAUUUGCGAGAUAAAAUUGCAUCGUCAAAACUGCUUGUUGUUGGUGCCGGUGGAAUAGGUUGUGAAAUCUUAAAGAAUCUCGUCAUGUCUGGCUUCAAAGACAUCGAAAUUAUUGAUUUGGACACAAUUGAUGUUUCCAACUUAAAUAGACAGUUCCUGUUCCACAAAGAACAUGUUGGAAAGGCUAAAGCUGUAGUUGCUCGUGAAACAGCAUUAAAGUUCAACCCAAAUGUGGAAAUUAAAGCAUAUCAUGAUAGUAUUUUCAGUACUGAUUAUGGAGUUAGCUUCUUCCAACGCUUCACAAUGGUCCUAAAUGCUCUUGACAAUCGUGCAGCACGUAAUCAUGUUAAUCGUAUGUGCUUAAAUGCUAAAAUUCCAUUGAUUGAAAGUGGUACUGCUGGAUAUAAUGGACAAGUUGAAUUAAUUGAGCGAGGAGUUUCACAAUGUUACGAAUGUAUGCCAAAAGCAGCUCAAAAAGUUUUUCCAGGCUGUACAAUCCGUAAUACACCGUCGGAACCAAUUCAUUGUAUAGUUUGGGCAAAACAUCUCUUUAAUCAACUAUUUGGUGAGGAUAAUGCUGAUGAAGACGUUUCGCCAGAUACAGCCGAUCCAGAAGCAUCAGGUGAUGCUGGAAAAGAAGCUUUGGACAGUGAAUCUAAUGAAAAAGGAAAUGUUGAACGAACGAGCACAAAACAAUGGGCAAAGAAUUGUGAUUUUAUGCCUGAAAAGCUAUUCAACAAGUUCUUUAAUGAUGACAUAAAUUAUUUGUUGAGCAUGUCGAAUUUAUGGAAGACUCGUACGCCACCAAAACCGAUGAAAUUCGGUGAACAUGAUGAAAUUAUUGCUGAAAUGAGCGAUGUCGCAUCAUCAGCAGGUGUCGUGCGUGAUCAGAAAGUAUGGACUAUAGCUGAAUGUCAACAAGUUUUUGCUGAAAGUGUUAAUAAUCUCAAGGAACAGGUAUUAAAGCUUAAUGAGGAUGACAAUUUAGUUUGGGAUAAAGAUGAUAAAGACGCUAUGGAUUUUGUAACAUCCUGUGCUAAUAUUCGCUCAACAGUCUUUGCAAUUCCACGUAAAUCACGUUUUGACAUUAAAUCUAUGGCUGGCAAUAUUAUUCCUGCUAUUGCUUCAACAAAUGCUAUUACUGCCGGUUUUGUUGUUCUUCAUGCUUUCAAAGUAUUGGAAAAGAAAUUCGAUCAAUGUCAGAGCGUUUAUGUUCGUGCUCAGCCUAAUGCUCGUAAUCAAAUCUUCGUACCAGAAAAGUUCAUCACACCACCAAAUCCAAAUUGCUAUGUCUGUGCUGCCAAACCUGAAUUAAUCCUGAAAAUUGAUACUGAAAAAAUUACAGUAAAGGAAUUGCGUGAUGAUAUUUUGAUUAAAGAAAUGCAUAUGGUUAAUCCAGAUGUUAUGUUAGAUGGUAAAGGAAUUAUAAUCAUAUCAUCGGACGACGACGAGACAGAAUGCAACGAAGCUAAAUUACUUAAAGAGAUGCACAUUGUUGAUGGAUGUAUUUUAAAGGUUGAUGAUUUCUUCCAAAAUUAUGAGCUAACGAUAACAAUUAUUCACAAGACUGCUGAACGUGACGACCCCAAAUUUGAGAUUGUAGCUGAUAAAGAUGUCUUGAAGACAGCUGAAAGUGUCGAAGAAGUUAAGAAACAAAAGAAAGAAGAAUCAACAUCUCAACCACAGCCAGGACCUUCAAAUGGUGCAUCAUCGUCCUCAAACGGCACUAAAGCUUAUGAAAGUGACGAAGAUGAUUUAAUUAUUGUUGAACCACAGUCGCUGGUCGCUGAAAAGAGAAAGCAUUCAGCAGGGGGUGAAGAUGAAUCGCCAGGUUGCAAACGAAUUCGGAUUGAACAGGAACCAACCGCAUCAUCAUCAAAAGGAUCGACUGCAAUGUGCAGUAUUGAUGAUGAUGAAGAUUUAAUUUGCAUUGAUGAUGAUUAAAUCAAGUUAAAAUAAGCUAAGAAAAAAAAGAAUCACAAAAACAAAUUCCUUAAACUUCGUUAAGAAAGAGAAGAAAAAUAUUUCAAGAAACAUUAAUUAAUUAAUUACAUUUAAGCUAAUUUACAUUUCUUAUACGAUGUGAGAUCAAACUAUAGAUGUCAAUAAAGAUGAGUCCAAGAAGAAGAUUUAUAAG
Messenger RNA from Chironomus riparius, 2318 nucleotides. Lineage: Eukaryota; Metazoa; Arthropoda; Insecta; Diptera; Chironomidae. The record is from the annotation of a GenBank genome assembly.